AUGGAGUCGGUAAAACAAAGGAUUUUGACCCCUGGCAAGGAGGGAUUGAAGAAUUUUGCCGGAAAAUCUCUUGGUCAACUCUACAGAGUUCUAGAGAAGAGGCAGAAGCCCGGGGAUACCAUCGAACUGACGGAAGAUGGGAAGCCCAUGGAAAUGCCCGAGAAGAAAGCCCCGCUUUGUGACUGUACCUGCUUCGGGCUGCCCCGGAGGUACAUCAUUGCCAUCAUGAGUGGACUGGGAUUCUGCAUUUCCUUCGGGAUCCGAUGUAACUUGGGAGUGGCCAUCGUGGACAUGGUCAAUAACAGCACCAUACACCGAGGAGGAAAAAUUAUUAAAGAGAAAGCGAAGUUUAACUGGGAUCCUGAGACGGUUGGCAUGAUCCACGGUUCAUUUUUCUGGGGCUACAUAAUCACCCAGAUCCCCGGAGGGUAUAUCUCGUCCCGACUGGCAGCCAACAGAGUAUUUGGUGCUGCUAUACUGCUGACAUCCUCCCUCAACAUGUUGAUACCAUCUGCAGCCAGGGUGCAUUACGGGUGUGUCAUCUUUGUCAGGAUCCUGCAGGGCCUUGUAGAGGGGGUCACCUACCCUGCCUGCCACGGUAUUUGGAGCAAGUGGGCCCCCCCAUUAGAAAGAAGUAGGUUAGCAACCACUUCCUUUUGUGGUUCCUAUGCAGGAGCUGUUAUUGCAAUGCCUUUAGCUGGGAUUCUAGUGCAAUAUACGGGGUGGUCUUCGGUGUUCUAUGUGUAUGGGAGCUUUGGUAUAGUCUGGUACAUGUUUUGGCUUUUGGUUUCAUACGAGAGUCCUGCAAAGCAUCCUACAAUCACAGAUGAAGAAAGGCGAUACAUAGAAGAAAGCAUUGGAGAGAGUGCCAACCUACUAGGUGCAAUGGAAAAAUACAAAACUCCAUGGAGAAAGUUUUUUACAUCUAUGCCAGUCUAUGCAAUAAUUGUUGCAAACUUCUGUAGAAGCUGGACUUUCUACUUGUUACUUAUUAGUCAGCCUGCUUACUUUGAAGAAGUAUUCGGAUUUGAAAUAAGCAAGGUGGGUAUUUUAUCUGCUGUGCCACAUUUAGUGAUGACAAUUAUUGUUCCUAUUGGGGGACAAAUUGCCGACUUCUUAAGAAGCAAACAAAUUCUUUCCACCACCACUGUGAGAAAGAUAAUGAACUGUGGAGGUUUUGGUAUGGAAGCAACUCUUCUUCUUGUGGUGGGAUAUUCUCACAGUAAAGGAGUGGCUAUUUCAUUCCUAGUACUUGCUGUAGGCUUUAGCGGAUUCGCCAUAUCAGGAUUCAAUGUCAACCAUUUAGACAUUGCCCCAAGGUAUGCCAGCAUAUUAAUGGGGAUUUCUAAUGGAGUCGGGACCUUGUCUGGAAUGGUAUGCCCUAUAAUUGUUGGAGCAAUGACAAAGAACAAGACACGUGAAGAGUGGCAGUAUGUCUUCCUCAUUGCUGCUUUAGUUCAUUAUGGAGGUGUUAUAUUCUAUGGCAUAUUUGCUUCAGGAGAGAAACAACCCUGGGCAGACCCUGAGCAGACAAGUGAAGAGAAAUGUGGCUUCAUUCAUGAAGAUGAACUAGCUGAAGAGACAGGGGACAUCACUCAGAAUUAUGUAAAUUAUGGCACCACCAAAUCGUAUGGUGCUACAACCCAGGUCAACGGUGGCUGGCCUAAUGGUUGGGAGAAAAAAGAGGAAUUUGUACAACAGGAAGUACAAGACUCAUACAACUACAAGGAAGGAGAUUAUUCAUAA
This is a messenger RNA of Phasianus colchicus (ring-necked pheasant), 1746 nucleotides long. RefSeq names its product solute carrier family 17 member 6 (gene SLC17A6). NCBI's taxonomy places the organism in Eukaryota, Metazoa, Chordata, Aves, Galliformes, Phasianidae. Gene Ontology annotation, biological process: regulation of synapse structure or activity; neurotransmitter loading into synaptic vesicle; synaptic transmission, glutamatergic. Gene Ontology annotation, molecular function: L-glutamate transmembrane transporter activity; neurotransmitter transmembrane transporter activity. The record is from RefSeq and is a predicted model, not a curated record. Gene Ontology annotation, cellular component: excitatory synapse; synaptic vesicle membrane.